This is a messenger RNA of Bacillus rossius redtenbacheri, 2082 nucleotides long. RefSeq lists its product as uncharacterized. Gene Ontology annotation, molecular function: DNA binding. The transcript is spliced from 2 exons. Bases 200 to 2059 code for a protein of 619 amino acids. Gene Ontology annotation, cellular component: nucleus. The record is from RefSeq and is a predicted model, not a curated record. NCBI's taxonomy places the organism in Eukaryota, Metazoa, Arthropoda, Insecta, Phasmatodea, Bacillidae.
AAUCUAGCCUAAAUACCAAAGUUAAAGCAACAAUUAUAUAAAUAUAAUUCACACCAACAAUAAUAAAUAAUAAAAAAAACUGCUAGCUCAAUUUUUUCCAUCAAUACCAUUCCGAAAGAACACAUUGCAGAAUUACUUUUAUUAAAACGAGAGUAAUGCAUGUUGGUAUUUUUGUUUUUUCAUUUUAGGUUCAUUAACAAUGGUGCGGCACUAUGUGAGAAAGCGUGGAAGUCGUCAAUAUAAAAAUUAUUCAGAAAAAAAUCUGGAAAAAGCUUUGAAUGAGGUUCGUGCAAAGAAGAUUUCUGUUCGUGCAGCUGCUGAAAAAUAUGGCAUUCACAGAAACACACUUUCUGGAAAAAUCCAUGGUAAACAUCCAAAUGCUUCAGGUGGGCAGACAACAUUUUCCAGCGAUGAAGAAGGCUUGUUUGCGAAGUACAUUAUUGCUAUGUCAACUUAUGGGUUCCCACUGACUGCAUUUGAUUUGCAGAUGACUGUAAAGAACUACCUUGACAAAUGUGGUAGACAUGUAAAGAAGUUUAAAAACAAUGUCCCAGGGCGGGAUUGGGUAGAAUCAUUUCUCAAAAGGCACAAACAAGAUUUAAGUACAAGACUUGCAAGAAAUAUCAGUCAUGCUAGGGCUCGUUCUGAUGAAGGGACCAUCAAUACUUUUUUUGAUAAUUUUUCCAAAGAGGUGGAAGUAGUUUCACAUUCUAAUAUAUGGAACUUCGACGAAAGUAACUUGGUAGACGAUCCGGGCUGUAAAAAGGUUAUAGUUAAGAAAGGUACAAAGUACCCUGAAAAAAUUAGAAAUGCUACGAAAGCAUGUACCACUAUAAUGUUAUGUGGAAAUGCAGAAGGGAUUCUUGCCCCCAUUUACAUUAAUUACAAAGCUGAGAAUCUGUGGCAGACUUGGACAGAGGGGGGACCAGACGGGGCUCAUUACAAUAGAACCAGAUCCGGAUGGUUCGAUGCUGCGUGUUUUGAGGACUGGUUCACAAAACUUAUGCUCCCAAUUCUUAAACAGCAACCAGGAAAGAAAAUUAUAAUGGGAGAUAAUUUGAGUGCCCAUUUGAAUAUAGAAGUUCUAAAUCUCUGUGAGAAAUAUAAUAUUUCGUUCAUUUUGUUACCUCCAAAUGCUACACAUCUACUACAACCUUUGGACGUAGCAUACUUUCGCUCCAUGAAAGGUGAGUGGCGAAAGAUUCUGAGUGAGUGGAAAGAGACAUCCUAUGGAAGCAGAUGUGCUACUAUACCAAAAGAUCAGUUUCCACAUCUUUUGAAGACCUUGUUGGAUAACCUUGCAGUAAGAGGACAACAAAAUUUGAAGUCUGGCUUUAAGAAAUGUGGGCUUGUGCCACUAGACAGAAAUAAAGUUCUAGCAAAACUGUGUGACAGUGUAAUGAAAGAAGUUACAGAUGCUGAUAACUCUCCAACCUUAAGGAUCAGUGACAGUUUUUUAGAGGAACUGAAGAAAAGAAGGCACGAAGAAGUGAAAACACAUGGGAAAACAAGAAGGCGGAAAUUAACUGUACCACCAGGAAAAAGUGUUUGUGCAAAUGAUUUGUCAAGCAAUGCAUAUGAAAAUGAGCCUAGUACCAGUCAACCGAAAACAGGUCGGAAAAAUCAGAAACAGAAAACCAGAGAUCAACAAGACACCAGUAGCAGUGAUAUAGAAGAUGAUGUGCAAUAUGAUGAUACUGAUGCCAGUGUAGAAGAUCUUAUUGAGUCAGACUCUGAAUCUAAUGAUUCAAAUGGACGUGUGGUAGUUACAGACACAUUGGCAUCAAGUGUGUGUGAUUCUCUGUCGAAAGAUCUUAGUAUUGGGGACUUUGUAGCAUUUCUUUAUGAUGACAUAGUUUAUCCUGGGACAGUUACAGCGAUAGACGAAUCAGAUGUCAGAAUAAGUGCUAUGAGCAGGACUGGUAAAUACUGGAAGUGGCCUGAAAAAAAAGAUGAAAUCUGGUAUAAGAAAACAGCUGUUAUCAAGAUGCUUCCUCACCCAAAACAAUUAUCACUUGGUGGAUCUAAAAAAACGAAUCGUUUAUGCUUACCUAUGUAAAUGUAAUUUUGUUGCCUACUGUA